AGCUAGCAUGUAGCUUUUUGUCAGUGUCCAUGGAUCUGACUGAGACUUGUUGCAAUCAUUAGCGCUAUUAGCUCACAAAUACUGUCACCAGAUUGGACCUGUUUGUUGAAAUGGAUAUUCUAAGAGACGAUGAAGUGCAUGAGCUGAAAUACAAACCUGGGGGCCGCUUGGAUAUGAGCCACGGCUUCCUGCACCAUAUCCGGAGGAACCAGAUUGCUAGAGAUGACUAUGAUAAAGAGGUGAAGCAGGCCAAAGAGCUUCAGCGACGGAGGCACACAACAACCCCUAGACGACCUCGUCGACCUGAUAUCCAAGUGUACCAUCCUCGACGCAGACAUGGAUCAGAGCCAGGGGCAGGUGCUGAGGCUGAAGAGUGGAAUGAGAGCGGGUCAAGCACAGAGACGGAGACUCAUGGUACCGAACUCUUCUGGCUCGACUAUCAGGCAGACUCUGGAACCAUUACCUCCUUCCUUGUACACAAGGAGGAUAAGCCAGAGAAGGUGGUGGAACGCGUCGCAGAGAAGAACAUCCUGGAUUCAGCCAUGAGGGCAGCUCUGGAGGCUCGAAUUCGAAAAGAAAUGGACAAGAGACGGGACAAACGCUGAGUGAUAUUAUGAUGACAGACUACAAGCAAAGAGGAACAAUACUUCAUUUGCAGUUCUGCACUCCUACACAGCAUUAAUGCUGACGACAGUGUUGAAGGCACAGUGAAGACUCUGGGAUCAUGCACAGUGACUGCUGGCAGAGAUCCAGCUCGAUCAACCACAAUCAAUCCGUCUUCAGUUUUUAAAGGGGAAGGAACAGCACUUAAAGACAGUGUGGUUGGGAGUUAACUGUCAGGUUCAAGUUUACUUUAUUUUUCUCACCUCGGACUGUUACCUCAUACCCUCAUCCGUAACUGUAGGGACACUUUCAAGUUGACUGGACCUAUAAAAUCACGUUGCUUUCUAAGAGUUCAGAAAGGAGUAGGUACUCUUUGACAGAGAGAACUCAAACAACUGUCAAACAUGUCCUGUGUUUCUUGUGUUUACAAAGAUCUAGUUUUUAUAAACAAGAUUUAUAUUUUUUUGGUAAAAGGCUGUGAACAGAACAUCAGUCUAUCGGCAAACUUGUGUGUAGAAAUGUGAGAAUAUCAUUUUGUUUCUUGGAGAGUUUAUGGGAUGUAUCCAUGAUAAUGUGUUUGUACUGCAACUGCAUUUAAUUGUUUUCAGUAUUCUAAUUUAUUUUGGAUUGUUAAAAUACUUUUAUUUUUGAUACUGUAAUAUUUUUUGAGGACAACUCUUUAUGUAUAAAAUGACAUAUAUACAUAUAUAAAAGCCAUUUAUUACUGUC
Molecule: messenger RNA, 1332 nt
Organism: Plectropomus leopardus (leopard coralgrouper)
Lineage: Eukaryota; Metazoa; Chordata; Actinopteri; Perciformes; Serranidae
Gene: c4h2orf68
Product: chromosome 4 C2orf68 homolog
Source: RefSeq, a predicted model, not a curated record